AUGGCAACACUGCUUAGCAACUAUACAAAGAAAUCAGCUAAUGUCUCCUCUAUAUACAGCCCUAACAUCCCCCCAUCCCCUGCAUACCUACGACGGGAGACAAAACAGUGGCUUCGUACAGAGACAUAUACAGCAUAUGCUAGUAAGGCACCCCAAGCCUACAAGACCCUGGAUAUCAGACCCCAUACAAAGGAAAGCCGCACCCGCGAGCACAAGCUUCCCCGUUGGGUACUUGGCCGACUCGUCGCCGCCCGUACAGGCCACGGAGACUUUACGGCAUACCACCAGCGCUUCAACCACCCAGACUACCUGGAGAGCUGCUCUUGUGCUGCCGGGGCUGAAGAAUUCAGCCGCAUCGUGCAAGAAUCAUCCUUCUUCAAGGAUAUAUGCCUGAACUGGGCCCGCCGGAGUGCUUGA
Molecule: messenger RNA, 417 nt
Organism: Aspergillus nidulans FGSC A4
Lineage: Eukaryota; Fungi; Ascomycota; Eurotiomycetes; Eurotiales; Aspergillaceae
Exons: 2
Coding region: 1-417 (138 amino acids)
Source: RefSeq, a predicted model, not a curated record